AGACCAGGUCGUUAUGAGAUCAUUCACAUUGUUGGCCAGAUGAAACCAAUCCCCCAAGCAGAGGUCCCAGUGCCCUCUCCAAGUAUGUCGGCAUCAUCACCUGAGACAGCCAGUACCUCAAGCAAGCAUGGCGAUGAUGACGACAACGAAGAAUCAGACGGGGAUGUGCAGUCUCUGAAAGUUGCCAACAGAACUGGUACACAUAUGCUAGUCAGUUUUGUGCGGGUGGUAAAGGACCGACCCAUUACGGAGCUCUCCCUAGUUGACUCAACUCAAGAAGAGUACAUUACUAGGCAUGGCACAGAUGGGAAGAUACUCUAUACAGAUCACAGAAUAUCGUUUGUAACGGGGCUAAUGCCAUCCGAAGUUCUUGGUACUUCAGCGUUUAAUUAUAUGCACCAAGAUGACAUGCUCUGGUCAGUGGUGGCACAGAAGCUCAUGCUCACAAGUAGCCAAGGUCAAGGGGUUGUCUCGUACAGACUUAGGUGCAAAGAUGGUACAUAUGUCACCUUAAGAACAAGAGGCUUCCUGGAAUUCAAUAAGCAAAAGGGACAAGUGGAUUCCUUUGUGUGUAUAAAUACAGUUUUAAGUGUGAAAGAUGCUGCAUCAGAGAUCAAGAACCAGCGAAGGAAACUGUUACCAAUGAUAACUUGUCAAGAGUCAGAUGAACAUCUUAAUUCAAUAUCUUCAUCGUUUCCUCCAGAGAUGGUGAUGAUGCUAAAACAGUUGAUUAAUCCAGAUAUAAUUCAGAAAAUGAUUAACUCCGUAGAACAACCAGAAAUUGAUUCUGAAGGACCUGGUAAAAAUAUGCUUGGUGACGUUUCCACAUGCUCAAGUUCGGUCAGUUCAAGAAGUUUACAGCCUGAAGGUGAAUCAGAAUUUAACUGGCAAGGCCCAGGAAACAAGAGGCCAAAGCUACAACCUCAUAGUGAUUCCUCCACUAAAUGCUAUAGUGAGAAUAUACGAAAAGUUCAAGUUGAUAAUGAUGGAUUUGGCUUUGAAGAGGUUAAAAUAUGCAGCAUUACCAAGAAACAAAGACUAAAUGAAUCUUUUACAGAGGUAUCAACAAAAAAAUUUAGUUUUCAAAGAGAACUUACAGGUUCAGAUCCUACGCAAACUGAUUAUAGCCCUAGAUCUGUUCAUGAGAGCAUACAAAGCAAAAUGAGCAAGCAAGUUACAACUGCAUUUGCAUCAGGAACAGGAAUGAAUCAGGUAUUACCAGUUGAUAGUAAUCAACAGCAAGAUUCUUCAAGCCUUCCAUAUCCUUUAAGCCCUCAAGAUAAAGAGUUUGCUGGUAUGGCAUCUGCAGGGAAAUUCAGUGACAGUAGGGUUGGUAAUCAUCUUUCUUCAUGGAUGCAGCAAAGCAGUAGAAGUCCAAAUUUACUCUCCCCAGAGUGUUAUCCUCAAAUUGAUGCUGUUAAUCAGCCUGCAAAAAGUCCAAACUCAGGUAGUAAUAUACCAUCCCCGAGAUACGUAGACCAAAAAAUUAUUCCUUCUCCAAGACAGUUUGACCAGAGCAGGAGUGGAAGCAUUCCCUCCCCAGGAAGCUGUGAUAUGUCUAUUCCUUUCCAAAGUGCUGGAAUGAGUCAGUCCCCUAAUCCCUGUGACCAAAGAAGUCAGACUUUAUCAGCUGGUUCUUAUGAUGAACGAUGCACAAGUUUGCAGUCUCCAAACCCUUGUGUUGGAAGUUUGGCAUCACUUAGUCAAUAUGACCAAAGAGGUGGUAGUUUAUCUUCAUCUGGUCAUUAUGAUGAGAGAGCUGGACACAUGACCUCUCAAGGUGUAUAUGACCAGAGAGGUCAAAGCAUGCCUGUUACUAGCCAGGGUGAUCAGAGAGGGCGGAAUAUGGCUUCUGAUCAAUAUGACCAGAGAGAUGUAAGCUUGCCACCAAGCCAUUAUAUAAAACCUUCGAGUAUGUACCAUCCAAAAAGUUCAAGUAUGCUUUCCCCAGGAACCCAGAGUAUGAAUGUUUUACAUCACAGAAAUCACCAGGUUAAAAGUGAAGCCAAUAUCACAUCUGGAGAACAGCUAUUUGAAUCACAAAUCCAAAUGUGUCCUCAGUACAUCCAAACUCCUACCACUAGUUCUAUCCCCUUACAACAACAACCUCAGCAAUAUGGACAAAAACAGUUUUCAAAACCAGUUCAGGGCAUGUCCAGUUCUGACCUGGGACAUUCCAGCUACCUCUCCACAAUGCCAGAUUGCAAUAUACAAACAGGAGUCUUGCAGCAAAACCAGUCAAGAUCAGACCAGCAAACUGCUUCCAUGAACAUGAGUAUUGUUCAGUCAUUUCCGUUUGUAGGGGAGGGAAAUAAUGGAUCCUACAAAGCAUCUCAGGCACCUGCUGGGCAGGGGAAUGACAUGGCACUGCAAUUUAGUCCAAAAUUUAAACCAAAUACUACUCCUAAUUUCGAUCCAGCUGUAUCCCUUUUGGGAUCAGACACCUUUGUACCUGUAACACUCAGUAUGAGGAACCAAUCAGAAAGGCAACAUAAACACUCUACCACCCAUUAACUGUAGAGGAAAACUUCUGUGAUAUAUGGAUAAUCUGCAUCCUGAACCUCCUCUGUGAUAUCACUACAAAAUCCUCUAUACUGGGCAACGAAUCUGUUUUGAUGGAAAAUGGGUAUGAUGCCUUCAAGAAACAGGUCAUCUCAGAACAGAAGAGAAGAUAGAUUCACGGAUAUUCACUAAAUUCAAAUUAUAGGUAAAAAUGUUCAUGAUAUAUUUUCAUAAAAAGGAAAAUUCAGAGAAUAGUGCUUCUUAUUAUAUGAGGGUCAGUAAUGAGUGAAUGUUUAUUAUGAAUGAAAGUCCUGUAGUGUAUCUAUUUUAGAGUUAUAUACAAACUUGGGUUUGUCAUAUGGUGUUCACAAGCUCACCUUAACAUUCCACUUUUUCAUAAUGUCAAGAUGUAUGCAGUCAUAGAAUUAUAUAACAAGAAAACCUCAUUGUAUUAUAAUCUUACCAGAGUAAUGUUGAUUUUCUUUUGAGCUUCAGAAUGGAAUAAUAAUCUUAUUUCCAAGAGAGGCUGAUUAUGAUAUGAAAAUGUACAGUAUCACUUGUUUUUUCUGUUUGUUUCUUGUGUUUUUGUUGUUGUUUCUUGAUUGAUAUUGAUAUUAACAUUUAUUUCAGGGCUUAGUCAUGAAGAAUUUAUUACAAUCAAUGGACUUGAAUGGAAAACCAUAGAUUCAUCACAUACAGUUAUUUAAUAUUAUCAUGUUUAUGAUAGAAAGUUCAAUACAUUACCUCUAAAGUAUAAACAGUUUUCAAGUUCCUUUUAGAUAAUCAAAUAUGGAUCUUCUCUUAAGGUUUGGUAGUAAAAUGGGAUUUAUAGAACCCAAAUUGUUGACAGAAGAAAAUGUGAAUCAUUUUGUUGUUGCCGGGAUUUUUAAAAGAGAUUGGAAGUAAUCUGUUUUAAAAGAAAAUAUUCAUUUGUGAUAUACAGCUCAUAGAUAAAGUCCCAAGAGUAUAUUUUAUGCAGAUAUAUAUAGAAUAUGUUUAUAAGAAAUAUUAGAAUACGUGUAAUGGAGUGUAUAUUUAACAAGUUAAUAAAGUUAAGCAUUUCUGGUUCUCCAUAAGUGCAGUGUAGAUGGUUUUAUGCUCAAAGAAGUUGAAAUUAAAUUGCUUUGUCAGAGAGAGUGCAAAGAGUAUUACUAUUCUUCAAAAAAUAUUAAGUUCCUCCUAAAACUUAUUUGUGUGAUAUACUGGAUUAGGAGAAAAUAUUUAUCAGUCUUCUUGAUAGUCCAACAAUAACAUGAGCUUAGAAUCAGUUUCAGUGGAAUUAGAAUAUUUAUAUGCAUGCAUUACAAUUGAGCUUUCAGUUUCAUUAAAUCUUAGAGGUACUCCUUCACACUUCAUGUUUAAGCCAGUUUUUGCUCAAUAAGUCAAGUCUUGAAGAAUGUCCUGGUUAAUGUAAGGGAAUUGUUAUAGACUCCCAAUUUUGUUACUAUAUGAUUUAUAAUUUGCCAAAA
This is a messenger RNA of Penaeus chinensis, 3971 nucleotides long. RefSeq names its product circadian locomoter output cycles protein kaput-like. Gene Ontology annotation, cellular component: aryl hydrocarbon receptor complex; nucleus. The record is from RefSeq and is a predicted model, not a curated record. The transcript has 9 exons. NCBI's taxonomy places the organism in Eukaryota, Metazoa, Arthropoda, Malacostraca, Decapoda, Penaeidae. Bases 40 to 2514 code for a protein of 824 amino acids. Gene Ontology annotation, molecular function: RNA polymerase II cis-regulatory region sequence-specific DNA binding; DNA-binding transcription factor activity, RNA polymerase II-specific. Gene Ontology annotation, biological process: regulation of transcription by RNA polymerase II.